AUGACUGCGGUCAACUACGUUGAUAAAUACUGCGGGCUGAUAUGUUUUUCUUUUCAAGUCCUCACGGGCUUUACGGUGGCGUCGUUGACAGAGGAUGCAUAUGGCACACUACAGCAGGAUAUCCCAAAAGUACUCGAGUGCCUCACUAGCACACUAUUGGCGCUCGAAGAUUAUGAAAGAGAACUCAAAACUGGUCAUACUGAAUUAACAGAUGACAUGAACGAGGUGAACGAUGCUAUAUUUGAGGUCGUGGUACCGUUGAUGGAUGAUAUAAAAAUGUGCCUGGGAGAAAUCAUUGCCGUAUUUGGAGAUCGUUUGAAUGUGUUUAGACUCCCGAUGCCAGUUGCCCGACGGCUCCAGUUGCUCGUUGAUGUGUCUUAG
Molecule: messenger RNA, 381 nt
Organism: Acaulospora colombiana
Lineage: Eukaryota; Fungi; Glomeromycota; Glomeromycetes; Diversisporales; Acaulosporaceae
Source: the annotation of a GenBank genome assembly